AUGUCUUUUGGAAGUCAAACGAAAGAACGACCAGUGACUUCGUUGCGGUUUUAUGUUCCGCUUCAACCUAUUGAUUUUGAUUCGUAUGAAGAUCCUAGAGCGAGCGCUUUUCAAACUUGUGUUGUUAAUUUUGAAGAAUUAAUGGCCAAGACAAAGAAGGUGCUCGGAAUUAAAAAGAAAAAACCCAACAACGACAAGAAAGUGAUUGAUGAUAGUGAAGAUGAAGUAGUAGCAUCAUCGGAAGCAAAAGUGGGAGCUACAGGAAGUAAGGAUCAAACGAACGGAGUAGAAGAUUCUGUAACCAAAUCAUCACAACCCAAAAUGAAACCAAACGAGGCUGAUGGAGAAGAUAUUACAAAACCACCAACCAUUGACGACGAUAGCGAAGAAGAGGUAGUAUUUGCAUCAGAGGAAUCCAUCAGUGAAGAAGAAGACACAGUUGAAAAAACAAGGAAAAGGCUCAAAAAGAACACUCUUCUUGAGGAGAAAUUAAAACAAGUAGCGUUUGGUGAUGAGGAAGGAAGAAGAAGAAUUGCCGAAGAUUUAGAUUGGUUAGACGAUUCAGGAGCGCCGUACUCCAAGUUGAAUUCUGUUAUUCACAGUAUCACACAAAGAGAAAGAAUGCUAAAAAAUCAAUUGACAAUCCAUGAACAACACCGAAAAAUCAGCUUAGAAUCGAGUAAAAAGAAAAAAGCAGAAAAAGAACGAAAAAAACGUGAUGAUGAAUAUGACAGUGACGAUUCAUGGAUUGAUGACACAGAGUAUGAUUUGAUGACGGAUAUUCCAAUGCUGCCUCCAUCAGAAUAUCAAACAAUAACACCAAGCUCCACUCUCAAAAAGAAAGGCGACAAAAAGAAAAUUGAAGAUGAUGAAGAGGGUAGCUCUGAAGAUUCUGGUGGUGAAGAAUCCCUCUCGGAGGAUGACUAUGCAAACAAAAAAUUCCCUGAAGAUAUUGAAAAAGCAAUUCAGGAAUUGCAAGAUUUGGCAGUAGAAAAAGGUUUUGAUUCUUCAAAAACGUACAAGACAAUACCAUCAGAGCUUAAUGAAGGUCUUAAAAAACUGGCAAUGGAGAGAAUGAAGCAUUACAAAAAAGGUGUCCCAAACACAUUGCUGAGAAGAUUGCGAAAGAUACCUCCCCUUAAUUUUGGACCGAAAACUAUUAAGGAAAGAAUGAAAGCGCUUGUGCAGGAAUAUGAAGCUGGUCAACAUCCUGUUGAGAUACAAACCUUGAAAGAUAAAUUGAAGAAGAGCUUGUUCAAGGAUAUGCUUGAUUGUUUAGAAAGAAAGGGACAGAAAGAAACUCAUCCAUAUUCAGACGAGAAUUAUGAAAUUCUACGUAAAAAAGUCAGAGAUUUAGAGGGUGGUAGGCUGAAAAAUUCUUCAGAAACAAACGAAUUAAUGACAACAAUAAUUAGAAAGAUUUUGAAGACAAGCGGAGACCAAUCGAGCAAGAAAAAAGGAGAGGAAGACGACAAAAAGAAGGAAGUGGAUAGCUUCGUGAAAGGUUUCUUAAAGUCAAUAUGGCCCACAAAAACAGAUUUAAUGAAAAAGGUUAGAAGUUUAUGCCCUGAGUUGGAGCCAAAGACAGCCACGUCAUCUUCUUCAUCUAGUGCCACCAGUUCUUCUACAUCGUCAAAACCCUCUGAUACAACAGAGACCUCUAAAGUCACCUCUGAAGAGAAGCAACAAGAAAAAACGACAUCCAUCGAAAAAAAAAGAAAAGAAGGAAAAGAAGGACAAAAAGAAAGACAAGUUGAAGAAAGAAAGCAACGAUGA
Naegleria fowleri is the source of this 1776-nucleotide messenger RNA. RefSeq lists its product as uncharacterized. The record is from RefSeq and is a predicted model, not a curated record. The transcript has a single exon. NCBI's taxonomy places the organism in Eukaryota, Heterolobosea, Eutetramitea, Acrasida, Naegleriidae. The coding region runs from base 1 to 1776 and encodes 591 amino acids.